AUGCCCAAGCUAAGCGAUUUACUCAAAAAUGGAAUUAAAUUCGACUUGAAUAAAAACGGCAAGUGGAGUAAUGCUAAAAAUGAUGAUAAGUCUCUAGAAGAUGCUAGUUCCAGUACAAACAUUCAAGUUAUUCCAAGAGAUAAAACUUUUACGACGCAAAUACUCGAUGCUUUGCCAAGUACUUCGAAUAUUAAUGAAUUGAAAGAUAAUUUUGAUAUUAGACAAGAAAACGUGAGAAAUAAAGCAAAGCCUUUAUCGAUCAUUCCUAUCAAAACUGAGAUUAUUGAAUCUAUACCGAAUUCAUUCCAUCCAGAAGACAUCGAUCAUCCCGUUAUUGAUAAUGAUUUAGACCAAAACGAAAAAAAUGGAGAAGAUGAUUGUGAUUUGAUGCAACGUGUAAGUCUAGAAGAUAUAAUUUCAAAUCCAAGGGAAGAGGAUCAGUCGAUAUCGGAUACCGAUAGUCAAGAAGAAGCACGAUCUCGUGUCAAAAGCGAUUUUCCUAGCCAAGAUGUUGGUGCAAGCAAUUGUUUAGAAAUGAUUCACGAUGAAGUGGUAUCUUUAGAAAAUAGGGAUGAAAUAUCACCGAAGGAUGUGCCAAAUUCUGAUAUGAAACCUUUGGCAACAGUCAAAGAAGAGGAUCAACGAAGAAUUGGUUUGAAUCAUGAGAAAUCUAGUUCAGAGUUCAAUCAGAAAGUAUCACCCUUGAGCCAUUCUUUGAAAUCAGUUAAAGAGAGCAUACUUCGAAAAAUAGACGAAAGUAAGAGAACUUCAAAGUUAACUAAAGGAGAUAUACUUAGAGAGUCGACCAUUGACAAAAAUACCGCUGGUUCAGAAAUAAACAAUGUUGGUGAAGACUGUGACACUGAACCUUCUGAAAAUAUCCUUUCGAUGUCACCCAAAACAUUAAACAUUGAUGAAAAGAAACUAAAAAGUUCGAAAGGUUCAUCAAAUACAUUGCAAUUGGAAGAUUUACAAAAAUUAUCAGAUUCUUUACUCAGAAAGAGUCUCUUAAGAGAGAAAGCUGCCCCAGCUAUUGUAAAUAAUGACUGUAGCGAUGAAAUAGAAAGUCAAACAGAUGAUAGGAGUGUAGAAAAACCACUGAGUCUUAAAGAUUCUACUGUCGACACAGAUACAGCGAGCACUAUUCCUCAUAUAACGGAAAUCAAAAAUCCAUCAGAUUUUGAUCUUUUGCCUCAAAAUAAUGAAAGAGACGCUAUAGACAGCCCAUGUACUAGUAGUACAAAUAUUGAAAAUACACCAAAAUCGCUUAGAACUGGUAUUGACGUAAACGAGAUGGCUGUUGAAGCCAGUGAACCAUCUGACUUUGAUGAUACGCCUACUGAAAAUUUAAGAAGGCCUGAUAGUGGUUUUGGCAGGAGACUCGGCAAACAAAGAAAUGAUCUUAAUGAAUCACCUAGUGAAGCACUGCCUACGAGAUUGCUGUCUCCUAAAACGUCAGAAUCUAGAAACUGUAUUGAAAAUGUAAAUUCAUUGGAGGACAUAGAAGAAAAAGCCUCGUUUGUAAAAAGCAAUCGGGGAAGUAUGAGGGAAACUGUUAAAGAACAAGAUAAUCUUAAAACUCCUAAGAUUGAUUCUACAAGAUCUGACACUAAAAGGAAAUUAACAAACAACAGUCCGACGUUACCCUUUUCGUCUUUACCUAAAAUUGAUGACAAUUCUUUCCUAUCUAAAGUAAGAGAAGCUGUUAAAGCCAGACUAUCUAGUUUUGAUCCAAAAAUCAUCGGUGGUAGGGAAGCGAAAACAUGUUCUGAUAUGGAGAGAUCAGCGUCUGAAAAUCACAACGUCGUUGUAGGAGAGAAUAUGAAAGAGAACGUCUCAUAUAAGUGUAAAAUGGUGUGCACAAAAUCGUGA
Manduca sexta (tobacco hornworm) is the source of this 1872-nucleotide messenger RNA. RefSeq lists its product as uncharacterized. The coding region runs from base 1 to 1872 and encodes 623 amino acids. The transcript has 2 exons. The record is from RefSeq and is a predicted model, not a curated record. NCBI's taxonomy places the organism in Eukaryota, Metazoa, Arthropoda, Insecta, Lepidoptera, Sphingidae.